Aspergillus tubingensis is the source of this 564-nucleotide messenger RNA. RefSeq names its product mfs multidrug transporter. The transcript has 2 exons. Lineage: Eukaryota; Fungi; Ascomycota; Eurotiomycetes; Eurotiales; Aspergillaceae. The coding region runs from base 1 to 564 and encodes 187 amino acids. The record is from RefSeq and is a predicted model, not a curated record.
AUGAGUUCGAUAUUCUGCUGCCCCUCUAUACAUCCGUACCGCCCACAGAAGCUUGAUCACGAGGACAAAUUCGAGGCAUUCAUGCAGUGGACCAAGCUUGCAUCCUCUCCCACUCUGGACUUGGCCUCAGUACGGGCCGACACCGUUCCUUAUGCAGUUCAGCUUGUGAGGCAGGUCAACUUUGGGCCACAGGAGUCCAUCAGAUAUUUCGCGCCAGCGGGGACUGGCUCCCAGUUCGUGGAAGUUGCCGAAGGAGAUUUACUUGAUUGGAACUUUGAAAAACUGAAUUCGUACAAGAACUUCAGAUGUGAAAAACACAACAAGUUUUAUGAAGUCAAUCUUUACCAGAGGAAUCCUACUAUUUCGCAUCAUUGGCGGGUCAACCUCGCACGACCAUCCCGAGAUAUUGAUCUAGCUCUUCGAACGAAAGAGCAUCAAUCGAAGGAACUAAGUUUAGGGAACGAGAGUUCAGAAUAUAAGGCUGAUUUAAGCCAAGGCGAAGCAUCUGUUGAAAAACAACAUGACCCUAUAGCAAGAUCACUUGAGGUCAGCCAUCUCAGCUAA